This is a messenger RNA of Trichoderma virens Gv29-8, 900 nucleotides long. RefSeq lists its product as uncharacterized. The transcript has a single exon. NCBI's taxonomy places the organism in Eukaryota, Fungi, Ascomycota, Sordariomycetes, Hypocreales, Hypocreaceae. Bases 223 to 609 code for a protein of 128 amino acids. The record is from RefSeq and is a predicted model, not a curated record.
ACAAAAACUAAACAAAAACAACGGCAAAGAACAAGAAAAUUACUCGCCGUGUUUCUUCUUUUUUCCUUCUUUCACAGAUCCUGCUAACCAUAGCCCUGUAUGAGUUUAUGAAUUUGCCCGUCUUCUGGCAUCAUUGAAGAUGCACUGAGUUGUUCCCAUCACCGCCCUCCUAGUCUUCGAAAAAAAAAAAUAUCACAGAUGCAUAUUCCAUAAACAAGGAAAAUGUCCAGAAAACAUAGCAAGCCCAAUGCUGCCAUAGUAAACGCCGCAGUAAAAUCAGAAACCUCCUCUCAACGAAUUUCGUCCUUCUUCCAUUUACGUGAGAGGGAAUUGCCUCGGCAACGGAGACAAGACAUAUUAACCAACGCAAACAAGGACUUGCCUCGAAAAACUUCUCACAUUCUCCAAACAGGGUUCAAUAUUUUUUGCUUCCCUUUUCUCUUUCUUACUCCUCACUUUCCCGCAAAACGUAUCGAACCAAACACAUUCAUUCCACCAAACACACCUCUACUCUCUCGUCCCGGCCUCCCAUGCAUGUACAAGAAAGCUGAGUUGUCUCAAUUCGUCGUCGUCACGGUCGUAUCUGGACGUCAGACAUGGGGGUAUUAAAAAAGUUUUUUUUUUGGUUGGGUAUAGGUACUGCUCGUCAUCGUCGCCGAAGCCACUCCACUCAGUGCUUAUGUGAUGCGAAGCACGACGAGGUGGAUUCGCUGCAGCUGUCUAGACGUAAAAGUCGUGAAAAUAAAUGUCAUAAUCGUCAAGAAUCGGUCGUAGAUCUGGUUGAAGGAGUACGCUUGAAGGGGGGGAUAUUCCAGGCUUCGCGCACGGAAACGAGUCGUGACGUUUUCGUAACGGUUGCCCAGUUGUCGAACAAAACUUUUUUUGUAUCCUGAUCCUGUU